Molecule: messenger RNA, 3256 nt
Organism: Solea solea (common sole)
Lineage: Eukaryota; Metazoa; Chordata; Actinopteri; Pleuronectiformes; Soleidae
Product: COUP transcription factor 2-like
Exons: 3
Coding region: 567-1859 (430 amino acids)
Biological process (GO): negative regulation of transcription by RNA polymerase II; anatomical structure development; cell differentiation
Molecular function (GO): RNA polymerase II cis-regulatory region sequence-specific DNA binding; nuclear receptor activity; retinoic acid binding
Source: RefSeq, a predicted model, not a curated record
UCCAAAUCAUCAUCCAUCACUCUCUCUUACAUACACAAGCUCUCUCUCUCUUUCUCUCUCUCCCUCUCUCUCUCUCACUCCUCCUUCUGCUGUCUUUUUAGCGUAACUUGGAGUGAUCGGGAGCGCAGGCAGCGUCUGGAGAGCCUGGUCACUGACGGAGGAUCUGCUGCUCGCGCACGGUUUUCUCAUUAAAGCUGGACACGGCGCCCAGAGAGGAUCACAUUUCUGAUUUUUUUUUGGGGGGGGGGAUACCGUUGUGGAUUUUGUCUCACGUGUCUCCAUGUUUCCCUCAGUGGAUGUUUCUGUCGCUCUGUAUGACGCUUUCUUUUUGGAUGUUCCCCGCUCCGAGUCCGAAGCCAUUUCUGUUGACUCUCCUUUCUUCACGCGUGACCAUUUUAUUACGUUAUCAGACGCUGUGAGGCAGUGAGGCAGUGUUUGAUUCUGUCUAACGAUGCCGCGGUUUCCUUGAGUGUAUUCUUGUAGUUCAGGCAGACAUAACCCGUGCGUUAAUUAUCACAUAAAAAAAGAGAAAAGUUGGGUGCGCAAAGUUUUGGUGACUCUCGAUAAUGGCUAUGGUGGCGUGGAGAAGCGCCGAGGGAGUUGGGGACACGCAGGGGACCCUCACCUCCCCGGUGUCCCAGGUGGCACCUCUGUCUCUGCCCACGGCGCUGACGGGACACAUGAACCCUGCUCCCUCUCAGGACAUCAACCCGCCGGCAGCGCAGGGCGCACUGCCGCCGCCUAACGCGCCCGGCGCGAGCAGCGGCGCCGCGACCAACAACAACAACACCACCACGUCUUCUUCGUCCUCCUCCUCAUCCAUGGACAAACAGCAGAACCAGCACAUCGAAUGCAUCGUGUGCGGGGACAAAUCCAGCGGGAAGCACUACGGACAGUUCACGUGUGAAGGAUGUAAGAGCUUCUUCAAACGGAGCGUGAGGAGGAACCUGAACUACACCUGCAGGGCCAACAGGAACUGUCCCGUGGACCAACACCACCGUAACCAGUGCCAGUAUUGUCGCCUCAAGAAAUGCCUCAAAGUGGGCAUGAGGAGGGAAGCUGUGCAGAGAGGAAGAAUCCCCCCUCAGUCUUACCACGGCCAGUUCGCUCUGACUAACGGAGACCCGCUGCAGUGUCACUCCUACCUGUCCGGUUACAUCUCUCUGCUGCUGCGGGCCGAGCCCUACCCGACCUCCAGGUUCGGCUCCCAGUGUCUGCAGAGCAACAACAUCAUGGGCAUCGAGAACAUCUGCGAGCUGGCGGCCCGGAUGCUCUUCAGCGCUGUGGAGUGGGCCCGUAACAUCCCCUUCUUCCCGGACCUGCAGGUGUCGGACCAGGUGGCGCUGCUCCGCCUCACCUGGAGCGAACUGUUCGUGCUGAACGCCGCGCAGUGCUCCAUGCCCGUCCACGUCGCGCCAUUGCUAGCCGCCGCCGGCCUCCACGCCUCCCCGAUGUCCGCGGACCGCGUGGUGGCCUUCAUGGACAACAUCCGGGUCUUCCAGGAGCAGGUGGAGAAGCUCAAGGUGCUGCACGUGGAUUCCGCAGAGUACAGCUGCAUCAAGGCCAUCGUGCUCUUCACCACAGAUGCAUGUGGUCUCUCAGAUGUCGCCCAUGUGGAGGGUCUGCAGGAGAAAUCCCAGUGCGCUUUAGAGGAGUACGUGAGGAGCCAGUACCCCAACCAGCCCACCAGGUUUGGGAAGCUGCUGCUCCGCUUGCCUUCCCUCCGCACCGUCUCUUCCUCUGUCAUAGAGCAGCUUUUCUUCGUCCGUCUGGUGGGGAAAACCCCCAUAGAAACUCUGAUAAGGGACAUGCUGCUGUCCGGCAGCAGCUUCAACUGGCCUUACAUGUCCAUUCAGUAGAAGAGGAAAAGCUGCAGCGCUGCUGCUGCCGCAGAGGUCUCCCACCUCGAAUAACGUCAUUUCAGCUACUGCAGCUUAAAAAAAAAAAAGAGAGAAAGGUUGAAUUGAACAAAGGAAAUAAACACUGCCAGUGAAAUUAGACAGUUAAUUUCUUUUUCUUAUUUUGUACAUUUGUCGUGACACCAGAGGAAUGAUCUGAUUUAUGCUACGUUCCGUUCCAAUGUGUCUAAAAAUGAACCAUUUUGGCAGCGAGGAAUGAUCCCACACCACUGGCAAACAAAAAAAAAUGAAAAAAAAAAAAUGACUGGCUGUGACAGACAUUUUUAGUGUGCAGUCACCACUCGCAGUCUAUGUUUUUUGGGGAUUAACAAACGAUAUUUAUUCGACCCUGUGUGUGUGUGUUUAUUGUGCUUAUAAAUUAUGUUAUGGCUCCUCUUUUUAAUGUUUUAUAUAACUGCAGGGUCCGUCUGUCUUGUGUCAAUACGAUUUUUUAUUUCCCUUUUCAUUUAGUUUCAUACCUUCCAGACAUGACAUAGCACUUUGGACUAAAGGGAUAUUUCAGAAUUUUCCCCUCGUGUUCCCACAGAAAGCUGAGAUCACUGCUCUGUUUAAGUUACUUUUUUUUUUUUUAUCUCCACAUCAUCAGCAUUUGCUUGCACCAAGUAAUGCAUUACUUGUUAAUCCGUGUGGUAUCAUUUCCAAGUGUUUUCAAUAUUACUUUCUACCAGAAAUCCUCAUUUCUCUUUUGUUUUGGGGGUUUCUUUGGCUUCUAAAAUCUGUAUUUAAAAUGAUCACAAACCCUGUUUCUCAUCAAAUGAGUGAAGUAUUUUCAGCAUUUCUUAUGACGUAAACUGAGCGUUUAUGAUGGGCCUAAAAAUAUAGAUUGAAUGUUCAGUAGUAGUAAAUGUAUCUGAUAUUUUUAUAUUUAGGAUUAACUCGUGCUACACUGAGCAGUAAUGACGUCGCAGGAUUAAUGAGUGAUGCAUUACCACACACGUCCACGUUUCCAGGUCUUUUACACUGACUGUCUGACAGAGAUUAUGAAAGCACUGACUACAGUGUCAUAAUAAGAUAAAUUAAAUAUAUACACAACUUCCCAGGUCAAGUCACAAAUCUAUUUCAUUAGGAUUCAUGCAUUUAUGAGCCCAGGCUGCUGAAUGGCACAAUAGACCACUGCAGGGUAUUGCUGAAUUUAAAGUGUGUGUGUAUGUGUGUGUGUGUGUGUGUGUGUGUGUGUUGUGCAUGCAUGUCCCUGUGUGUGUAUGUGUAUGUGUGUGAGUAUUUGUUUACUUCUUUUUUGACAACCACUCUGAUGUACUGUGAAAACAUAUUGGUUAACAUAUUCGUACCAUAUUAAAUUAUAACUCAAGAUUUAUAAAUAAAGUGUAUUUGGUUUA